AUGUUUGGUGGCAGACUGAGCCUGCUGGAGGGCAGGAAGGCCCUGCAGGGGGAUCUGGACAGGCGGGAUCCACGGGCCGAGGCCACCUCUGCAGGCAGUGCAGAGAAAGGCCAUGAAGCUGCUGAAGGCCCUGGAGGGAAAGGCCUCUGCCUCUGGCUGGGACACAGCGAGGUGGUGAACUCCUUUGAAACUUGUCCUCAGUUCUUCUAUGCGGGGACCCCUCCAAGUGAUGUCCUGCAUCCAAAUAACCCAGCCUGGAUCUGUCAGCGCUUCAGGAACUCAUAUCGCUAUGCCACCCUGUACGACAGAGACAGGAGAAUUCCAGUGUACUCUGCUUACAAAUACAAGCCUGGAUCUGGAAAAAGACCGAAAGUUUCAUGGUUUGUUGAGCCCCAGCUCAUAGAUAACAAUGUAAAUCUUAAAGAGAUGGUAACUGACUCGGACCUCAUAAAGCAAAAGGCGUUCACCUUAGACCAAAUCAAAGAGAGCCAGGCUGUUCCUGCUGACUACAAAGAUCUGAACGGUUUGAACCAUGGCCAUUUGUGCCCCAGUGGCCAUCAGGAUGGUAUAGACAGCAAGACAGCUACCUUCACCCUCACCAACAUAGUGCCCCAGGGCAGCAGUCUCAAUGGUGGCCAGUGGAAGGUGUACGAGUCUACAACAAUGCCCAAAAUGAGCAAGAGCUGUACAACCACCUACGUGAUCACGGGUGCUGUGCCUGGGAACACGGACAUCAGCAAUGGGACUGUUAAUGUACCCAGCUACAUUUGGUCAGCUGCCUGCUGUGAGGUGAGCAAAAAGAAAAAGAAGGCUUGGGGAGCCAUCGCAGAGAAUCACAAGAACAAGGUGGAGGUCCUCAGCCUGGGGAAGCUGGAGAAGAGGUUGACUGAGCUCUACAGGGGAACGGUUACUCUCUUCAACAAUGCCUGUCCCCGGAAAUAAGCCUCACACCCUUAAUGGAAUUCGCUUGGUGGCUUUCCCACAUGUCAUAGAACCAUAGAAUCACAGAAUGGGUUAGUUUUGAUGGGACACUAAAGCCUUAAAAGUCAUCUCAUUCUGACCUGCUUGCCAUGGGCAGGGAAACCUUCCACUACACCAGGUUGUUCCAAGUCCUCCCCAGCCUGGCCUGGAAUGCUUCCAGGGAUGGGGCAGUCAAAACAGCUCUGGGUAACUUUUACUCAUACCACAGCUGGCUCACAGUAAUUUACUUCUUUAUAUUAUCGCAUCUACCCCUGCCCUCCAUCAGGGUGAAACCAUUCCCUCUUGUCCUGUCAUUCCAUACCCUUGUCCAAAGACCCUCUCCAAGCCUCUUAGAGAUCUAAACCAGAACAAUUCAAUGAUUCUGUGAUCCUGGGCCAGGCUUUGCUUUGCUUGCUUUUGAAACUGCACCUUGAGAGCAGCAGCUGUUGUAUCAGACAGGCAGGCUUUGGCAUCAGAUACACAGAAAGCUUUGAGCAGCUAGAGCUGAAUUCCUGUGAUGCACUCCUUGGACACCUUCCCUCUCUGCCCUGCUUCUGAAGCUUUUCUGCAGAUUGAUGGGAAACUGAUAUGGGCAAAUGAAUUCAAUGGUUGUCAAAGAUCAAUGUGUGCCACACCAUGGAGUUUGCAAGAGCUUACA
This is a messenger RNA of Motacilla alba alba, 1618 nucleotides long. Its product is annotated as endonuclease domain-containing 1 protein-like. The coding region runs from base 1 to 942 and encodes 313 amino acids. Lineage: Eukaryota; Metazoa; Chordata; Aves; Passeriformes; Motacillidae. The transcript is spliced from 3 exons. Gene Ontology annotation, molecular function: metal ion binding; nucleic acid binding; hydrolase activity. The record is from RefSeq and is a predicted model, not a curated record.